This is a messenger RNA of Gekko japonicus, 2224 nucleotides long. It is a transcript of the gene OXCT1, whose product is annotated as 3-oxoacid CoA-transferase 1. Gene Ontology annotation, cellular component: mitochondrion. Bases 220 to 1812 code for a protein of 530 amino acids. The record is from RefSeq and is a predicted model, not a curated record. Gene Ontology annotation, molecular function: succinyl-CoA:3-oxo-acid CoA-transferase activity. NCBI's taxonomy places the organism in Eukaryota, Metazoa, Chordata, Lepidosauria, Squamata, Gekkonidae. Gene Ontology annotation, biological process: ketone body catabolic process. The transcript is spliced from 17 exons.
CCCCAGUCUUGCAAGAGUUAAAGCCGACGUCAGUGGGUGUGGGGCCGAGCCCCCAACCUUCCCACUGGUCUCGGAGACGGCAACGUCUCCCAUUUGCCUGCCGGCCUCGGUUUUUUUCCAGCGGCAUCGCGCGGAGGGGGCAGGGCAUCAGCCUUCACCAGCGCCGCCGCCGCCUGCUUCAGUCCCUGCCUGGCUUCGCACGCUGCAAAAAGCUCGAAGAUGGCGGCCCAGAGUCUCCUCUCCCGGCUCAGCCGGUGCCUUCCCGUCGCCUCCAGCUGGGGCUCCCGCAACGGGACCGUGCAGCUCUUGCUCAGAGCCCAGGCGAAGACUAGUGGCUGCUAUUUCUCCACCAGCAGCUGUUACAACACCAAAUUUUAUACUGAUCCCGUGGAAGCGGUAAAAGACAUACCCAAUGGGUCAACUCUCCUUGUUGGUGGUUUUGGGCUCUGUGGUAUUCCUGAGAACCUCAUAGGAGCUUUAUUGAAGACCGGUGUAAAAGGGAUAACCGCUGUCAGUAACAAUGCUGGGGUAGACAAUUUUGGGCUCGGGCUUUUACUUCAAACCCACCAAAUCAAGCGCAUGGUAUCAUCCUAUGUUGGAGAGAAUGCAGAAUUUGAGCGGCAGUAUUUAUCUGGAGAACUGGAAGUUGAGCUUACACCGCAGGGAACACUUGCUGAGCGGAUUCGAGCAGGGGGGGCAGGGAUUCCAGCUUUUUACACCAGCACUGGCUACGGAACCUUGGUACAAGAAGGAGGGGCCCCAAUCAAAUACAACAAGGACGGUACUGUCUGCCUUGCCAGUGAACCAAGAGAGGUAAGGGAGUUUGAUGGUCGUCACUUCAUCAUGGAGAAGUCGAUCGUAGGAGAUUUUGCGCUAAUCAAGGCAUGGAAGUCUGAUCGUGCUGGAAACGUCAUUUUCAGGAAAACUGCAAGAAAUUUUAACCAGCCUAUGUGCAAGGCUGCCAGAACAACUAUCGUAGAGGUGGAAGAAAUUGUUGAUGUAGGAUCAUUUGCUGCAGAAGAUAUUCACAUCCCCAAGAUCUACGUUCAUCGCCUCAUCCAAGGGGAAAAGUAUGAAAAACGAAUUGAGCGACUGUCCCUUCGAAAAGCCGACGAUUCCCAAAGCAAGCAAAAGAAAGCCGGAGACAACGUCAGAGAGCGGAUCAUCAGGCGAGCAGCUCUGGAAUUUGAGGAUGGCAUGUACGCGAACCUGGGCAUUGGAAUCCCACUGCUUGCCAGCAACUUCAUCAGUCCUGACAUAACGGUCCACCUGCAGAGUGAAAAUGGAGUACUUGGUUUGGGGCCUUAUCCGCUACAAAAUGAAGUCGAUCCUGAUCUUAUCAAUGCAGGAAAGGAGACAGUCACCGUGCUCCCUGGGGCUUCCUACUUUUCCAGCGAUGAAUCUUUUGCCAUGAUUAGAGGAGGACAUGUCAAUCUGACUAUGCUCGGAGCGAUGCAGGUGUCCAAAUAUGGCGAUCUGGCCAACUGGAUGAUUCCUGGCAAGAUGGUGAAAGGAAUGGGUGGCGCCAUGGACUUGGUGUCCAGUGCAAGGACCAAGGUGGUGGUCACUAUGGAGCACUCAGCGAAGGGUAAUGCUCACAAAAUUCUGGAAAACUGCACUUUACCAAUUACUGGGAAGCAGUGCGUGAAUCGCAUCAUAACAGAAAAGGCUGUUUUUGAUGUGGAUAAAAAGAAGGGGCUGACUCUGAUUGAAAUCUGGGACGGUCUGUCCGUGGACGAUAUCAAGAAAAGCACCGGCUGUGAAUUUGUUGUAUCGCCAAAUCUCCAACCGAUGAAGCAGAUUUCAACUUGAGGAACAGAUGACGGGGCUUAACUUCCAUGCUUCCAGCAAAGGGGAAUCAAAUGUCUGUUUUUGCAAUGAUGCAUUUUUUAAAAAAAGAGGUCCUUGUAAGUAGUUUCUGGUAGUUAGCAUCAGGCUGACUGUGUCAGUAUAACUAUGUAAAUGUUCGUUUGCACAUGACAUUACAGUACAGUUUCCAGAAAAUAAAACCCAUUUGGUACCUAGCUUAUUUAUAAUCAUCAUCACCCGGUUAAGAAGCGUUAGCAAGAGAUGAUGCCUUGUAGGCGUGACCUUAAUACCACAACCUUGGGCAAAGGCAGGAGGUCACUUUUUCACGCACAGAUCAUUCAAAACUGCAAGUGCCUGUAUAUCGGCUGCAAUUGCGCACACAAAAAGGGGGAAAAGAAAGAGUCACAGGGCAAUG